UAGACUUAUAACUCCUUUCUCUCUUCAUCUAAGCUUAGCUAUCUUCCUAAUCUCUCAUCUUUUUAACAAAAUGAAGAAAGGGUUGGAAUUCUCCGAAAAUUCUCCUUCUUUAUCCAUGGAGCUAGGAUAUAGAAGUAACGAUAAAUCAUCAGAGUUUUCUAUAAGAGCAUAUGUUAAAUCCACAAUGCCAAGACUCCGAUGGACUCAUGAUCUUCAUCGCCGCUUUGUGUAUGCUGUUGAUCAUCUUGGUGGAAUUGACCGGCUAGAAUUCUCUGAAGAUUCUCCUUCUUUAUCCAUGGAGCUAGGAAACAACAGUAGCGACAAAACAUCAAAGUUUGCCAUAAGAGCGUAUGUUAAACCCAGAAUUCCAAGACUCCGAUGGAUUGAUGAUCUUCAUCGCCGCUUUGUGUAUGCUGUUGAUCAUCUUGGUGGAGUUAAUCGAGCAACACCAAAGAUGGUGCUACAAAUAAUGGAUGUGAAGGGCCUUACUGUAUCUCACAUUAAGAGUCACCUUCAGAUGUACAGAAGCUUGAAACAUCAAGAGAUGCAAGCACUAGCUGCAAAUGGGAGAAAGAGAAACAGAAUUGAUUGUUCAGAUUCAAUGAAUAUUCCUCGGGGAAACCUUGUUCAUCGUUACAAUCAUAUCAAUGGCAAAGCCGCUGUGAUUGAUGGUUCCGAUCAAAUGAAUUUUCCACAGGGAAACCUUGUUAAUGGUUAUAAUCAUAUCAAAGGCAAAGCUGCCAUGUUUGAUGGUUCUGAUCAAAUGAAUUUUCCUCAGGGAAACCUUGUUCAUUGUUACAAUCAUAACAAUGGCAAAUCUGUGUUUGAUGGUCAUCUUAAUCCGACAGUGACAACUAACUAUUUGGACAAAAUUGCUUCCAGCUCUACUGUUUUUCCUCCUCCAUGGAUACCUAUGCCAGAGAAGAAGAUGGGAUUGGAAGGACGAUGCUACAUUUUUAGGGAUUUCUUCGAUGGAACCAUUACUAUUCGAAAUGGAGAAGAUGAUAAUAAAAUCGUGCGAGCAUAUGGAAUUAGCAAUUUGCCUAAUGAGAGUGCAACUUCAAUGAUUGAAGAGGAAAACUCCCAUAGCACUAUGUCUUUGGAGUUAUCUCUCAGUUCAGAUAUCUCUCUUGACCUCACCCUUGGUUGAAAUCCAUUGGUCUCUUCUAUUUCCUCAAGGGAAAAGAAAAACUCUUUUAGUUAAUCCUUAUUAGUAUAUGCUAAUAUAAGAAACUUGUUUCUGCUUAAACUAACCUAGCUUAGCUAGGUUAAUUGAAACUUUCCUACUUAAUUA
This is a messenger RNA of Solanum lycopersicum (tomato), 1294 nucleotides long. RefSeq lists its product as uncharacterized. Gene Ontology annotation, molecular function: DNA binding; DNA-binding transcription factor activity. The record is from RefSeq and is a predicted model, not a curated record. NCBI's taxonomy places the organism in Eukaryota, Viridiplantae, Streptophyta, Magnoliopsida, Solanales, Solanaceae.